AUGGCGAUCGGCGUUCGGUUUUCCCUCUUCCUGGCUCUCCUCCUCCUCGCCGCUCCGAUCCAACGAGGUCUGUUCGGUUCCUCCAUUUUCUCAUCCUCGUUUGCCAUUUGGUGUUUGUGGCCCUUUCUCCGGUAAAAUUCAUCUUGCAUGUGAGAUCGGAUUUGCUUUCUCACCCAAUGGCUUUCUUUGGAUGGCACACCUUGAAAGAUCGUCGAAGAAAAUUCCGACCUGCUUCUCUUACCUUUUCCCUCGAUCCGUUCUGGCUUCAUUUGGUGUUCGAUUUAGUUUCUAGCUCGCUUAUUUAUGUUCAAAAACUUGAAUCGUUGAUUCGUAGAAUCUCGCUCGACUGUGAGAUUAAUGACUGUUCACCAAUUGCAACUUUUUUUUUGUUUUCUUCUUUGUUUCGGACAUAGCGCAUAUUUUCCCCGAAACUACUGCUCGCCAGUAGACUACAUUCUGAAAAACUUUGGAUUUGUUUGUUACGGCGUCAUAUCAAGAAAUUUCUUCUGUAACAAGAGGGUUAUGCAGAAUGUCCAGCAUACGUUUGGCAUCCAUGAGUUCGGCUUCAACUUUCUGAUGAUAAUAGGCAUGCUAUAUAAUUCGUACAUCCAUGAUGUUUUUUUACCGAUUUAGAUGAACAGUCCAUCUAUGGGCAUUAAUAGUCAUUAAAUACAGGGAAACUAAUAUAGAACAUGGGUCCGGUGCUCAUUUCCAUUUCUAAGGGAACUUACUAACAUCUUUUGUAACUGAGAACACCAUCAAUAGUCGAAAAAAAACAUCGUGUCCCCACAAGAAAUCCAAUCUUAUAGAAAUAGGUACCUUCUUCCGCGUGAAAAACAUGUGAGUUCUAAUUAAAAAAUGGGCAUGAAUGUAGCAUAGUGAAUCAUUUCUCGUCAGAUCUGGGCUCAGAUCUGCCUGGCGCAUGGCCUCUCUACCUCUUUACCAGCCUUGACCAUAGUCAAGGUUGAUUCGUUCUUAAACUAUGGAUCAUGUUCUUAGCUGGGCCUAUUGGCCUUGCUCAGCUGUGUUGUUCAAGGUUAAGGGGAUCUCAAUCCAAGGCCAACUAAUCCAUUUUUUCCUCAAGGAUGUCGUCCUCCCAGAAUGAGAUUCCACGUCUUAUUUUCUUUGUCAUAUUAAGUGUCCAGCUACAAUGGUCCUUUCCCAGAGCGUUAUUACUUUUGCAUCAAUGUUUCUGCUCGGAAGGCCAGAGCAGAGCAAUUUGUUCAAUCCUUUUUAUUGGAUACGAAACUAAUAUCCUCCUUGAUUCUCUCAAUAGGGCACCUUACCUUCUGAAGUCUUAGCCAGUGGCCUUGAUUUGUUUUUUGUCAUUAGAUUUCUGCUUUGUAACGUUUGAUUUUUCUCUGACGUUGCAUUAUCAUUCUUGUUUUACUUCUCUAAGCCAUUUAAACUUGAGUUAAUUCUUUCUGCCACUUGUUUAUAUGGUUCCUAGGCAGCUCUGACGUAAUGCAGUUGGCUUUUUGACAUGUGACUUGUAAUCAUUCAGUGGUCAGAUGCCAAUCUGACACAGAUGGGGUUGCCGCUGAAGUUGUUGAUGGUGGUGAUCUUGGUAUUGUUGGUGAUGAUGUCCAAGACUUCGGUGAUGGUUCCUUUGGAUCAGCUCUUGGGGUGGAUACAACCUGUGUUUUUCCAAAAAACCCACCUCGCUGUAAGCCUAGUAAAUCUACAUUAGAAUAGGUGCUUGUUUUGUAUGACAUUAUACUGUAUGUGUUAAUCUCCUAUGGCUGCAGUGGUCACAGCUGGGGAAGAAACUGAACUGUUGGUUGGAGUAAACAACCAAGGUAAUCUCAUCAAUGCUACUUGCACUUGGUUACCGGUCAGACUUUGUGCGUUUGUUAUUUUAUUAGUCCUCUGCAUUUUAUUGUUUCAUUGUGAUAUUACGUUGUUCAGCACAUAUUUUGAAUAAUUACACAAAAACAGAUAUAUUGUGACCAUCCUGUUGCAACUCCUAUCCAUAUCUUAGCGUUCAUGGUUGUCGCAGAAUCACAGUUUGAUUGUUUUUACGACCUGUGCAUACCUAUGUUUUCAGUAAAUAGCCAUACUUUCAGUGUGCUGAUGAAUGUCAAUAUGUGUUUCUUGUGUAUACGAGCAUAUAUGAAUAUAUGUAUUUAUAUUUAUGUAUCAAUGCACACGCGCACACGGGUGUUAUAUUACGUGUAUUCGCUUGUCGAAUUGCUCCAUUUUUUCUUGAGAACAAAUUCAGUCUUCUAUCGUGGACUUCUUCACUCCUAGUGUUGAAUGUCAUUCAUGUACCUAAGAAAAACUAAUCACACUGAAAUGUUACCAUUUCUCCUUUCAAUUUCUGCGACAAUUUAGAUCUUUUUACCUAAUGAAAAAUUUGACUUUGAGGUCCAUUCCCUUUGGCUUUUGUGUCAUAUGAUUUUUUUCCUGUAUUAUUUAGCAUUUAUCAUUUAGUGGAGUGCUGACUUCCCAAAAUUUCAUGUUUAUUUUAUUUUUCAUAUUAACUUAUUGCCUCUAUCAGAUAUCUGGUCUCUUUUCCUUAUGGGUUUUAUUGUCUUGAAGUUCAGGUGAUGCUGCCUUGAAAGUCAUUUCAAUAAAGGCCAGUGUUCAUUUUUCGUUUGAUCAUCGGAUGCUCAUCCAAAAUCUCACUGUGCAGGUGAACCAUUCAUCUCAAUGCCCCUAGAUAUAUAUUUUUCUUUUACCUACUGCUGAUAUUUGCUUGCUUCAUUCUAUAGAGACUUGGAAGUCCUCUUCUGGGUCAUUUAGAGUGGACUAGAUAUCUAGUCUGAUUUUCACAGAGCAGUAUUUUCCUGAAAAUUGAUGUUGUUGUCUUUCUCGUCCGGGCAAUAACAUCUCAAUCAAACCACAGAAUCUAUACAUCAAUUAUGGAGAUUCAUUUCUUGCUUCCACAGAAAAUAGCUGAUAACUUCCUGAUUCCAAGGAAAUCAGAAAGUUAUCAGAUAUUUUCUCUCAAUUUUUUUCUCUUAGACUCAGCUGUUACUUGAAGGGUUUUCAGUUGUCUGUUUUUUGUGGCCUGUGAAUUGAGGAGAACGCUCUGCAUAUCCGUAUCCAACGGUUUAGAUUCAUAAUUAGUACUAAAAUCCCCUUUUACGAGGCCCUUUCUUCCAGAAGACUUUCCUUAUCUAGUAGAAAAAUAUCGUUUCCUUUAUGAACAUCACACCCAAAAAUGUUGACCUUGUUAGUAUUUACCUCUGAUUCCCUUUUUCGCAUACUUGCAUCUCCCAUGACACUGGUGACUGUAAUAGAUAUGGUUGAAGUCCGUUAUGAUCUAGUCUGGGAACUGAUCAGGUGACCGGGUGGCACACUAGCCUCGCCUCCGGAUGCAGAUCUGGUGCACGUGUGCGGUUCUCAUCUUUCUGCAGCCUAGUGCACGGGGUGAAAAAUAGGGAGCCACGCAGGCACAUGGGUUGACUUCACGCUUGGCCAGUCUGGAAAAUACCCACGGGGUUCUUUUAACCAAUCCCUUUUGCCAAUGCAGGACACCUAGAAAUGGAGACCAAGACGGGACACAGUUGUGGAUUGUAGCAUUCGCUGUGAAAUUAGAAAUUGCGUUCUUCAAUAAUUAUUCUUUGUUUAGCUAUGCGUCAUCCAUUUUUGCUUUUGUUUGCCGACCAAUUUUAUUUCCUGUUCUCUUUUGGCGGCAUUACCUGAUACAACCAUAACUGCAAGUAGAAAACCAUGCAUAUGCACAGACAUAAUCAUUAAGGGUUUUUUCGAGCAUCGUGUAGUGUUGAGAAAUUUUCCAAUUAUAUAUUUACCAAAACAACGGUAUCAAAUGACUUUCUCCACACUGUAUUGGCAACCCAUGUACUUGUUUUCAGCUUUAGUCUCUCCUGAUAUUAACUAUCUUUCUACGAUUUUGCAGGAGUUCUUCAAUGCUACCAUCCCUCCAUCCACUCAGGCAGCGUACCCAUAUGUCUUUGUUGUUAGUAAAUAUCUGCAGGUGAGAUGCCAUCUUUGCAGCAUCCCCUAGAGAUUCCCAGCUUUUCAGUCUCACAGCCUGAAAAAUUCAAUUGCACGUAUUGAAAAAUCUGUGUGUGUUGAUUGAAAUGAGAAUUCUAUUCUUGUGUUUGCAGCCUGGAACUUUUGAUCUUGUGGGUACCAUUUUUUAUGAGAUCGAACAGCAUCCGUUCCAGAACACAUUCUACAACGGUACUAUCGAAGUGGUGGAAGCAGGAGGCUUUUUGAGCAUCGAGUCCAUCUUCCUCGUCACCCUUGGGGCUGCCCUUGUUGGCCUCUUCGUAUUGUGGGCUUACGGACAGAUCCAGAACCUCUCCAAGGUAAGCACAGUGGCUGCUGUUGUUCUCUCUUUCACCUGGUAGCCUCUUUUUUGGUGCCGCCCUGGGAGAGCAUCAUGCUCCCUCUUUCUCCAUCCAGAAAACAAAGAGGGCACCCAAGGUGGAGGUUGGAACAGGGGCGACUGACUCAUCCAUGGACGAGUGGCUGGAAGUGAGUUCCUCCCCCUCUUUUAGAGAACAUUUUCCAUGGAAAUUCCUUGGAGAAAGAGAGCUGACCUAAAGCUUGUGCCUGUGUUGUGCAGGGAACAGCGUACGCCCAGUCGUUGUCGAACAAAUCCAAGAAGAAGAAGUGA
Spirodela intermedia is the source of this 4591-nucleotide messenger RNA. The record is from the annotation of a GenBank genome assembly. Lineage: Eukaryota; Viridiplantae; Streptophyta; Magnoliopsida; Alismatales; Araceae.